AUGUACCAAGGUGGAGUCGCAGAGCCCUUGGCUGUGGACGCUCAUCCCGGAUUCGCUUUCAAAAAGUCGGCUGCGUAUGCUGCCACCUUCCGCUACGAGACCGACGAAGAGCGCCUGGACAUGGCAACCCAUUCCCCCCUCCGCACCAGUGGUGGUCGCCAACGUAGUCACUCGAUCCAACAAGACAUGUCCCAGACGUCUCCGCAGCGCCAGACCUCCCCCAUCAAACUAGCAGCAGAACCUCUCUCCGCACUCUACGUGAAAGCGCUGUAUGACUAUAAUGCCGACGAUCGCGCUAGCCUCAGUUUCCGCCAAGGCGAUGUCAUCCAGGUCCUUAAUCGACUCGAGACGGGAUGGUGGGACGGCGUCAUCGGCAAUGUUCGGGGCUGGUUUCCCAGCAAUUACUGUACAACAAUCACCAACCCAGACGAAAUAGAGCACUACGCCUCCCAUCGAAUGAUGAUGAUGACGGGUGACCCCGGCGAUGCCAGCGCAGAGUCAGGUGCCGAAGACGAAUAUGAGGAUGACCAAGAAGACGAAUUUGAUGUAGAGCAUCAUUCCCGCAAUUCGCAACCCAUCCUGCCUAUCGAGGGUGUCCCUCCAAUGGACCAGGAGGAAGCCGCAUAUUGGGUGCCCCAAGCCACCGCAGACGGUCGCUUGUUUUAUUUCAACACUUUGACCGGAACGAGUACGAUGGAGCUACCAUUGGAGAACCCGUUAUUGGCAAAUGAGACUGGCCCACGCGACCGCAAUAAUUUCUUCGUCCCAGACCAGACUCGCCCACCCCCGGAAAUGAUGGCUCGUGGUGUCGAACGCGACGAAGACGAUUACGACGGCUCUGGCUCGGAGGGAGAAGGCGAAUCAUUGAUGCUGGCUUCUCGAGAUUCGAUUUCUCGGAGACGUCGAUCAUUGGCAGAUGACGUCUCACCUGCCACCUCCAUGGAUUCUCUUAACAUAUCACCCGUCACCAAAACCUCUCAACAUGCUAUAACACACUCCGGCCAAGGUUCCUAUCUUCAUUCUAAAGACUCGAUGUCGACGCCUAUUGCUACGUCUAAUGGAUUUUCAAUUCCCCGUCACUUUGUCGAUGACACACCUGGCUCUCGAAUUGGCUGGGCUGACUUGCUCGAGAACAUGCGCCAUGCCAUCGACGCUUACCGACAAGUUGUUAGAAACGGCGAUCGCAGCGAAUACGUCCGAAAAGCAGAGGAUAUUUCAGAUCAUCUUCGCAUGUUGCUCGCUGCAGGAUCAGACACCACAGACAAUCAUUCCGGAAGCCCUUCGAUUAUCUCCCCAAAUCGCGCCUUGUAUCCAUACUUCCGGGACAUGAUGUCCAAGUUUUCCAAGCUGGUUCUUUCGUCACACGUUGCCGCUGCAGACUGGACGGGCCAUGAUUCUGCCACCAAAUGUCUGCAAGAGGCCGAUGGCGUCUGGCAAGGGGUUUCCGGAUAUGUACAGGUUGCUAGUCAACAGCGCGGUGACAAUGUCAACCGCAUCGUCCCUGGAUUUGUCCUUAACAGUUCCACAGGUGGUCACUGGCAGAACAAUGGUAUUCGAACUGGUGAAUCAGGUGCUACCUCUUUUUUGGAUCCAGAUGGCCAGGAUUCCAGCCAGGAGCCUUCCGUGACGUUGGAUGCUGCGUUGGUUGACCAGAUUGACUCUAUGAGAAAGGCCAUUGUGCUCAGCAUCAGAAAGAUUGAUGAGCACCUUAAAAUGGAACAGAAGACCAUAACUCCUCGACAACAUCAAGCCUUGAGCGACGCUAUUUGCUUGGCUGCUCUGAACGUUGUUGAGAAAUAUAGACCCUGGAUCUCCACAAUUGAAUCGAUCAAUCUGGCUCCACUUGGCACCAGUCUUCAGAAUCCACAGCUGGUUGACUUUGGUCUGCAAAAGCAGAGGGUAUACGAAACGAUGGCCGACCUCGUACUCAGCUGCCAGGCUGUUUCGGCUCCGCUUGGUGACGAGUGGGCUGAGUUACGCAGAGACUCCAUUGAAGACCGUCUCAACAACGUUCGAAGCGUCGCUCGCCAGUUGGAAGGCACUGUUUCGCAAAUAGGAUUUUCUUUGUCGCUUCUCCAGGAGCAGGUUCCCCAUGAAGCCAAUGGCCAGACCCACUUCGUCGAUGACAAUGAAGCUGCGGGCUCUGCACCAAAUCACGAACCAGGCAGACGACGGGGCACUACGUCCUCAGUCUCGGCUGUGCCAUUAGCAACCCUCAAUAUAGACGAUGAUGACACACAAGUGCGCCGCAAUAUGAACAAAGCACAGCGAUUCUUUGGUCAAGCUCCUCCUUCCACAAUCACGAGAGAACCCCUACGGGAGCCAGUGUCGAUACCGGAGGAGACUCCUUGGUUCUUGAACUUUGAUCAAGAAGGCGAAGUUUUCUAUGAUAACAAGGCUGAUGUACCUACGCUCAAAUGUGGUACGCUUGAGGGCUUGGUUGCACAAUUGACUCGUCAUGACAAGCUGGAUGCCUCCUUCAACAACACUUUCUUGCUAACAUAUCGCUCCUUUACGACUGCUGGGGAGCUUUUCGAUAAGCUCGUGCAAAGAUUCAGCAUCCAACCGCCCUAUGGAUUGACUCCAGACGAAUUGCGAAUGUGGAUCGACCGCAAACAAAAGCCGAUUCGAUUCCGUGUAGUCAAUAUUCUCAAGACGUGGUUUGAAAAUUACUGGAUGGAAACGAAUGAUGAGACAAACAUGCAACUUCUUCGUGACGUGCAUGCUUUCACACAAGACUCAAUUGCCACCACGAAAACUCCAGGAUCACCGCAGCUCCUGAGUGUUAUUGAACAACGAUUACGAGGUCAAGAUACUACAGUCAAGAAGCUAGUUCCUACACAGAAUAUGGCCACACCGACACCUAUAGUUCCAAAGAAUAUGAAGAAACUCAGAUUCCUUGACAUUGAUGCCACCGAAUUCGCCAGACAACUUACGAUUAUUGAAUCGAGGCUAUAUGGUAAGAUUCGUGCAACUGAAUGCUUGAACAAGACAUGGCAGAAAAAAGUUGGCCCUGGAGAGGCUGAACCGGCUGCAAACGUAAAAGCCUUGAUUCUACACUCCAACCAGCUUACCAACUGGGUUGCUGAGAUGAUUUUGACGCAAGGCGACGUUAAAAAGCGUGUUGUUGUCAUCAAGCACUUCGUUAAUGUAGCAGAUAAAUGUCGCGCUCUUAACAAUUACUCUACGCUUACGUCUAUCAUUUCAGCACUUGGAACAGCCCCAAUUCAUCGUUUGUCCCGGACAUGGGCUCAAGUUAGCGGUCGAACCUCGACUGUCCUCGAACAAAUGCGCAGACUUAUGGCCAGUACGAAGAACUUUGGUGAAUAUAGGGAAACUUUGCAUGCGGCAAACCCGCCAUGUAUUCCUUUCUUUGGUGUGUACUUGACCGAUUUGACUUUUAUCGAAGAUGGUAUCCCAUCACAUACGCCAUCCGACCUUAUUAACUUCAACAAACGAGCCAAAACCGCCGAGGUGAUCCGCGACAUCCAACAAUACCAAAAUGUGCCCUACCAACUACAACCCGUCCCUGAGCUGCAAGAUUACAUUUUAAGUAACAUGCAAGCGGCAGGCGACGUUCACGAGAUGUACGAUCGCAGUUUGGAAGUGGAGCCCAGAGAACGAGAAGACGAAAAGAUUGCUAGACUACUAUCGGAAUCAGGCUUCCUAUAA
This is a messenger RNA of Talaromyces marneffei, 3672 nucleotides long. RefSeq lists its product as uncharacterized. The record is from RefSeq and is a predicted model, not a curated record. Gene Ontology annotation, molecular function: guanyl-nucleotide exchange factor activity; protein binding. Gene Ontology annotation, cellular component: plasma membrane. Gene Ontology annotation, biological process: Ras protein signal transduction; positive regulation of GTPase activity. The transcript is spliced from 4 exons. Bases 1 to 3672 code for a protein of 1223 amino acids. Lineage: Eukaryota; Fungi; Ascomycota; Eurotiomycetes; Eurotiales; Trichocomaceae.